CCACCAUAAGGAACCAGCAACCUCCGGUCCAAUGGCGUAUCGUCUCGUCCGUCUCAGAAUGGCGGCAGUCGUCCAUCCGCAGCGCGCCCGCACGCUCCCCGCGUGCGUCAAACCCCCUUUCACCGCGCAACUGCUUCUCCCCCUUACCAACCUUAGCGCGCUGACCUUCCGCGGCCUUUCCGCCACUCUCUCUCUUCGCGCCUCUCCCGCGCAACUUCCCGCGAGAAAAGCCCGGUCCCUCUAUUCCCCCGAUUCCCUUCUUUCCGCCGUUUCCGCCGUUCCCCCCGACUCCCCCGUUGCGCGGCGACUACCGCCUUCAGCCGUGAGAGGAUCGACCCGCGGAUCGGCUUCCAAUGCCGCCUCCUCCGCUCCCGCGGAGUUGAGUUUGGCGGAAGUUUCCGCGCAGCUGCCGGGAGAUCUGUCGGGAUACAUGGCGCGAGUUCGCGAGUGCAACGCGGGGCAGGAGCGGCGGUCAGAGUUCAUUCCCUUCGUCGUUGGCGGGGAGACUGUGGGCUACAUUCACCACAGCUUCUGGCAGCACCUGGAGCCAUUCAGAGACGUCUUUAGAAUGCACAAUCAAGGCGGAAGCAUCACUGCCACCAACACCACAGCUGGUGGCCGGGUGCUUACCUUUUCUGACGGUCUGGAGGCAGCAGGGCCUGCACAGCGGACAGAGGCAGUGGGAGGGGUGCUGCAGCGAUUGAGAGAGGAAGGGGUCAUAACCGGGUGGAGAGACGAGCUGUACCCAGUGGGCUCGUCCUUCCACGCGCCACCCGCCUUCCUCAUCGAGCGGGCAGCAGCGCCGCUCUUCGGCACCAAGGCGUACGGCGUCCACAUGAACGGCUACGUGCUGCUUCCGCCCUCUUCGGAUCCUUCCUCGAAGCAUCCCGCUUCCCCCUCCCUGCACCUGUGGGUGGCACGGCGGUCCCCCUCCAAGCCCACGUUUCCCAACCAGCUGGACCACCUUGUGGCCGGUGGGCAGCCGCACGGCAUCAGCUGCCGGGCCAACAUGAUCAAGGAGUGCGAGGAAGAGGCAGCCAUUCCAAGUCACCUGGCGGAGAGGGCAGUGCCAGUGGGAGCAGUGAGCUAUGAGGUUGUGACAGAGGCCAACACGCUCAAGAGGGAUGUGCUCUUCUGCUAUGACCUGCAGCUGCCGCCAGACUUCAACCCCAGAAACACAGAUGGGGAAGUUGCAGAGUUCUCCCUCAUGCCCAUUGACGCUGUGGCUUGUAUCGUGGCCAACACUAAGGAGUACAAGGCAAAUUGCAACCUCGUGAUUAUCGACUUCCUUAUAAGACACGGCAUCAUUUCUCCGGAUUCAAAAGGCUACUUAGAGCUGCUAACUGGCCUUCGGCAAGGCUCCUGUACCUGAUUUGCAUCAGCGCUGGAAAAAUAACAAACAUAGCCAUGUGACAAAGCGCCGUCAGAUUCAAUCUAGCUGGUUUUCUCAGCGGCUGAUUUUCCACGUUUUUUUAUACAACUGAGGAUACAGUUCGAUACACUGUAUAUCGCUUUGUCCAGCCUUGUUUUAUGUUUGCUUUGGA
Messenger RNA from Closterium sp. NIES-67, 1544 nucleotides. The record is from the annotation of a GenBank genome assembly. Lineage: Eukaryota; Viridiplantae; Streptophyta; Zygnematophyceae; Desmidiales; Closteriaceae.